This is a messenger RNA of Trichomonas vaginalis G3, 3579 nucleotides long. RefSeq lists its product as uncharacterized. NCBI's taxonomy places the organism in Eukaryota, Parabasalia, Trichomonadida, Trichomonadidae. The record is from RefSeq and is a predicted model, not a curated record. The transcript has a single exon. Bases 1 to 3579 code for a protein of 1192 amino acids.
AUGGGUAGACGUACUAGAAGCACUAAUCCGGAUUCUGAGCCCGUAGUCGUCAGCAAUCUCGAUGCUGCUGUAAAACUUUUAAAUUCGGUUAUUGAUAUUCCAGAUACAAAGUUCAACAAACUUGCAUCUUCAAAUGAUUUCAUUCCUAUUCUACAUUAUUGCGCUAUUUCUGUCAAAAGAUACUGCCAAGAUCCAACUGUAGAAGUUAAUGCACUUCUUUCUUCUGCAAAAGGAUCGAAAAACAGAUUAACUGAAGAAUUUUUCAUUAUCGAAAUAUUUAUUAUCAAUAAUAUUCAAUAUAACGAUGAUCUUGCCACAAAAGUUACAGAAGUAUAUCCAAAGUUCACAGAAGAACUUAAGAUCGCAUUAGAAAAAACAGAAGAGCUCGCCUUCUUCAAAGGAGCUAAGCCAAAGCCACGUGGUGCAAGACAGGUUGAUGAUUCACUUCCUGACAAGCAAAUGCUCGCGAUUUACUCGAAAUCAACAGUCGAAUACUGGAUUUUAAUUUUAGAAUUCAACAGAUACCAAACAAUCAACUACCUCAUCCCAGAACUUGGCAAGAAUAAGGAACUCAAGUUCCCAGAUGAAUUUCUUCAAGCUCAAUUCCGUGGAUCUCAAGAAACCAUGCAAAUCUUCAAGGAGUACAUCAUUAACUUCUUCGAUGACUUCUUUUCUGAUCGCCGCUGGUUUGAAUUCAUAGAAAAAACUCCAGAGCUUAUUAACUAUAUUAUUACAGAUGUAAUGGACCAAUUGAAGCCAGAACAGAUGAAAGUUCUCAGGCCAAUUUAUGUUCCAUUCCUUACACAGUUCUUCGAGCAAAUCUACGUCGGAAAGUCAUCAAUUGAAACAUUUGUCGAUUUUGUCGUUCUUACAGGAGAUGAGAUGUUUGUAAACAUUCUUGAUACAGAUCCAGAGAUUUCCUCCAAGUUUAAGGAGUUCUUUAUUACUAAUUUCGACGCUUUAUUCACAAAUAAGAAGUGGACCAAGUUUACAGAGUCCUCUCAGCUUCUUAUCAAGUUCAUUGUAUCCCACAGAUCUCAAUCCGAUGAUAAUAAUGAGAUUUCAUUGAGAAAUAAGGAAUUAUUCUCCACAAUUCCAAUGGAAAAGAUGAAAAUCAUCAAUGAUAUCAACGAGAAAUUACUUGAUAAUCUUUUAAUCGACGAAGAAGUCUCUAAAAUCGUUGAAUUCUUCGUUCAAUUACCUCCAUCUUUCUUCCUCCUUCAAUUUGACUCAGACCAUCCAACAGCCCGCAACUUCAAGCGAAUCUUUACAAUUAACUUCGAUAACUACAUCGUCGACGACCGUCUUCGCCAGUUCAUUUUGUCAAAUGACGAAAUUCUCGACGUAAUCCUCCAUAAAAUCAUCCCAUUCACAGAUACAAAGAAGAAAGAUGUCUGCCAGGCCAUGUUCGAAGAGUAUCUCAAGCGCAAAUUGAACGUAUCUGAGAGAAAUGUCACUCCUCUCAUUGAUUUCGUCAAAUUCAUCUCUACAACAGUUCCCUGUGAGUUCCUUGAGUUCAACCACCUCUCUUUCUCCACACAGAUCUCUCUUUUCCAGGCAGUUUCGGAAAGAUUAUCUCCAAAUGAGCUGAGUAACCACAAAAACCUCUACACGGAGUUCUACAUUCCAUUCCUAAAGACUCCAUCCCUUCUUCUCCUUCUUCCCCAAUCAAUGAGAGCUCCUUUCUACGUUACAUUAAUUGUUCCUUACUUAACAACUGAAACUCUCAAACUUACACCAGAGCAAACAUACCAAGUAUCAAUAAUCCUUGCAGAAGAUCCAUUCGCCGACCAGGAUCAUUCCGAAUUCUUUAAUUUCCUUGUCAAAAAUUCGGAUAUCUGCAUUCCAUUGAUGAGAAAGAACGACAAACUCAUGAAAGCAUGCUGGGGAUUCAUCUUACGAAGCGAGAAAGAGAUCAAAGCCCAAGUUGCUCGCGAUUUCGUUUUCCAGAUCUGUUUAAUUUUGUUGCAAAGAGAGUUACCACUUGAACCGAAGAUAUUUAACCUCGCAAGGGACAUGUACAGCAGAGAAGUCUUCUCCAGAAAGGUUUCCGAAUCAGAUAAGAUCCAAAUUAUCCAAAGAUUGGCCUCAACGUUCAAGAAACAGAUCGAACAGGACAUUUUGGAUCGUCUAGCCCUCAAAAACUAUCAAGAUGCAUCGACAUCUUUGAUUAUUAAAUUAUCUCCUGAUGAAUUUUUCGUUGACGCUGUUCAGUACUCUAUAACACGCGACAACAAAGGAUUCAUCAAUGUUCUUAUUGAUAUUUUCUCAAAGGAACUCGGUUGGAGACAAAUUUACAAUCACGUCGAUGUUUUGUUAGUUUUCCUUCAAGCAGCAUUAGAACUAAAUCCUGUAGCAACGAAGAACUCCAUUUUUACUCACGAGAAAUACGACGAUCUCAUGAUUAUCUUCAACAGAAUGAGCUCACAAAUUGCGCAGCAUGAUAUCUUGAGAUUGGCUUUCUUCCAGUAUUUCCUCGGUUUCGAUUCAAAAAUUGAGAAUUUCUUUGCUCAAGUCACUCAGCCAUUGCACAGGCCUAUGUUCUACGGAGAAUUCUCUGAUGCGAACAAGAACCAGUUGUUAUCUCAGAUCUUUGAGUCUUAUUUCGAUAGACCAACAGAGAAUUUGCAAGUUACAACGAUUUGGACUGUUUUCAUCAAUGUAAUGAACCAUAAUUUCAUUAAAUUGAAGAAUGUUCAAACAGUUCUUGACAAAAUCAGAGAGUUAAUGAUUGUUCCCGAACAAUCCGAUUUCGAUGCAAUGUUUGUUAGUUCUAAACGCGAAGAAUUGAUAAACGCAAUGUACAAGACAAGUAGAAGUGUUGGUCUUGAAAACUUCUUCAAUUUCAUUGCGAUUUUCAAGAGUUUAGAACCAGGACAAACAAAUUGUUACAAAGAUGUUGUCAGCGCAGUUUUGAUUAGAUACACUCCGGAAACUAAAUCAGAAACUCCUGCACAAAUCACUGAUUACGAGCGUGAGAAUCCAAGAUACAGAUUGUUCACUCCAGGAAAGAUUAAAUGGGUUUAUUGGGUACAAGGAUUGAUCACAUUAGUUUUGAUUUUCAUGUCCAUGUACGUGGCAUUUAGAAAUCAAGGAACAGCUCCAAUCAUUUUAGGUGUUUUGGGUUGUUUGAUUGUUCCUGUUUUGGCAUUCGCCCCUUUGUAUUUCGGUAAAUUACAUGAUGAACAAACAAAUUUGGGUUGGAUUAUUACUGAAUUUGUUUUGCUGGUUGUUUCUUUUGUUUUGAUUAUUGUCGAAUACGUCCUUGCAAAGGAUUUCGCCAAUAACGUUGCAUUGGUUAUCUUCUUGGCUGCUUUCUUGGGUAUAACGAUUUAUCUCUUAGUUGUGGAGAUAAUCCAGUACAAGAGAGAACAUCCGAAAUUGGAUGAUGAACAGAAAUUGAUUGGAAAUGAAGACCAGAAAGAUGAUUUGAAGGAAGACGAAGAACAGAAGAACCAGGAAGAAGAGGAUUCUGAUAUAGCUGUUGUAGAACCAGGAAAGAAAUCUGAUCAGAAACCUGAUAUAGAGAACCAGAAGGAAGAAAAGUCUCAACAAUCAACUAAGAGUGUCAAGAAAUAG